Molecule: messenger RNA, 1720 nt
Organism: Mercurialis annua (annual mercury)
Lineage: Eukaryota; Viridiplantae; Streptophyta; Magnoliopsida; Malpighiales; Euphorbiaceae
Product: phosphatidate cytidylyltransferase 4, chloroplastic
Exons: 7
Coding region: 137-1327 (396 amino acids)
Source: RefSeq, a predicted model, not a curated record
AUCAGCUAAUCCUAAAGACUACCAUACAAGAAUUGCCGCACCAAAUUGCAGAAAUUAUUUCACUUAUCAGAACUCAAUGUUUUUGAAUUUCGGUUCACUAAUUUCUUGCUCCUUAACUUCUCACUAAUAUUAUUCAAUGGCGGCUUCUCUCGUGAAUUUAAAGAGGUACAGUUUGAAUUUCGGUUCACGCUCAUGCCCAUGCCGAACUUCAUCUAAGAAAAUUUCAUUUCUUCCUCAACGCUGUCCAAAAACUAAUCUUAGAUUAGUACUGAAUGGACCCAAAACGGUACUGUUUUGUGCUCCGGCAAAGAUGCGGCGCCUGAUUACUGCCGUUGCUAGAGCUGAUUUUGGCCAAGAAGAUAUCAAUCAGGAAGUUGAGGAAGGGAAUAAGAUAGGGGCAAAUGAGGAAACUUCUGUAACAAAGAGUUGGAGUCAAUUGAGGAAAAGAAUAGUGUUUGGGGUUGUAAUUGGGGUAUCUGUUGGAGGUGUUGUAAUGGCUGGAAGAUGGGUUUUCGCUGUGGCGCUGGCAGCGGCUGUGUUUGUUGGUUCGCGUGAGUAUUUCGAAUUGGUUAGAAGUCGUGGAAUUGCUCAAGGAAUGACGCCUCCUCCUCGUUAUGUUUCAAGAGUUUGCUCUGUUAUAUGUGCUCUCAUGCCCGCCCUUACUUUGUAUUAUGGUCAGAUUGACAUUCCUGUGACUUUUGCUGCUUUUGUUGUUGCAAUGGCAUUACUCCUCCAACGAGGCAAUCCUCGUUUUUCUCAGCUCAGUAGUACUAUUUUCGGCCUAUUUUAUUGCGGCUAUCUUCCUUGUUUCUGGGUCAAGCUUCGUUGUGGCUUAGCAGUCCCAGCCUUGAACACUAGGAUAGGAGCAACGUGGCCAGUUCUUUUUGGUGGCCAAACUCAUUGGACUGUGGGCCUUGUUGCAACCCUAAUUACGAUAAGCAGCAUUAUAGCUGCUGAUACAUAUGCAUUUAUGGGUGGCAAGGCAUUUGGAAGAACUCCAUUAACCAGUAUUAGUCCAAAGAAGACAUGGGAAGGGACUAUUGCAGGGCUUGGUGGCUGUAUAGUAACUUCAGUGGUGUUAUCAAAAAUCUUUUGCUGGCCAACAUCAGUUCUAAGCAGUGCAAUAGCUUUUGGGGUCCUAAUUUUCUUUGGUUCUAUAUUUGGGGAUCUUACCGAGUCAAUGAUCAAGCGUGAUGCGGGUGUGAAGGACUCUGGCUCUCUCAUACCUGGACAUGGGGGAAUAUUAGACCGAGCGGACAGCUACAUUUUCACGGGUGCACUCGCAUACUCAUUUAUCAAAACUUUCCUACCCCUUUAUGGAGUUUGACAUGCAAACUUAUAGUAAAUUAUGGAAAAGAAGCAAAAGGCGAUCUUUGGCGGGUUUCCUCGUUACUGGAAAGCUAGAAGCACAAACAGGCAUAUUCUUAUUUGAAAGUUGGAGAAUCCAUGGAGAAAAAAAUAGGCCUUCCGUUCUGAAAAGGUAUACAAAUCUAUACACGGUGUGCAUAAUCAUCACCAGAUGAGGAUUUCGAGAGAGUACGAUUGCUUGUACUUAUUCUGGAAUCACAUCAGAUCGAAAGCCGAUAACAAGGGUUCAAUCUUAACAAUACAGUAAAGGUGGAGCCUCUUUUUGCUGUGAACAAUCCAUUAUUCUAACUACUGUUAAUUCAAGUAACAUUUUUCUUUUGCAAUAAAAGCAAUUGCAGUCUCUUCAUUUUUA